UUCGAUUUAGCGCAACUGGUUACUGGAGACAAGAAACUGUUGAAAUUUAAAAAUCUUUGAUAAACAUUUCUCUUUACAAUGAACAAUUUAUCAAUUUUCGAGGUUCCUACAUAUGGUGAAGUAACUUUAUGUGAAGUCGAUGGAAAAGUACACUCAAUGCACUACGAAUUUGCAAAUAUUGCUGCAUUCACAAAUUCGUUAGAAACUCAUCCUAAUAUUCACAUUACGCCUAAUUUAUUACAUCGUAGAAGCGAUGAGGGAAAAUCUGUAUUCGUAACAGUAGAUGAACCAUUUCUGAAACGACUUAUCCACGCAUACUACGAACAUGGCAUGAUCGAAAUGUUAAAUACAGCUGAAGAAUUUGGACCCUCGUAUUUAAAGAAUAUUGUUUCGGUGGUCUUUCUGGUAUUGAAUGGAGUAAAAAUAUUGAGGAAUAAACUCACUUCCACUACCAUAGAGAACGAUUUAACUUUAAUGUCAUGUAUUUCACACACCAGGUUCUGGAUGACAAGUUCUAUACGCUGUAUCGCUUGGGACAGCUACGAUAUCAAAAUUGCUGUAGCAACAUGCGACGAUGCAAUUAGAAUAUACUCUCAUAACUCCAAUUUUAUUCCGAUCUUAAAAUGUAAACAGCAGAAAAACAUAACAUGUCUCGCAUGGCGGCCAUUUUCCAAUUCUGAAUUAGCAGUAGGAUGUGAGAAUGGAAUUUUUGUUUGGAAUAUUGACCAAACCUCUAUGAUUACACGUCCGUCAAUUAAUAAUGCUAGCAUAUUACGACGAAUUAAUCACGUUCCUGUUGUCAGUAUAGCAUGGAGCCCAACUGGUGACAUUUUGGCAAGUGCAGCAGCUAGAGACCCAUCUAUUCUAAUAUGGCAUGUGGAACGAAAUGAAACCAGUACCUUAUCUAUGCCUGGUAGUCAUGGCAAUUGUUUAGUGAAGUGGUCGCCCCGAGGCAACAAACUCCUUACUGCUACUGUUGAACGAGUUUUUAGGAUUUGGAACUGUGAAACAUGGACAUCAGAAAGAUGGAAUGUAUUAACAGGCAGAAUACAGGCAUGCUGUUGGUCUCCAUGUGAAGGCAUUGUACUUUUUGUGUCAAACACAGAGCCAAUCAUAUACGCAUUGUCUUUUACUCAUCUUGAAAUGAUUUUUGCAACCUCCGAAAAUUCUGCAACCCUCGCUACUCCACUGUACGAUUUAUCCCGAGGAGAAAUUGAUGGAGUUAUUAUUGGAGGAACUGUCCAAAAUAUGGAAUGGGAUCCACGCAAUAAUAUUGUUGCCGUUCUUUUUCAAGAUACGAAUUAUGUUGCCAUCUUUAAAGUAACCAUCGAUCCCACUAUACAUUUAAACCCAUGCUGUCUUGUUGCGGGAGUUCCGGAUGAAAAGCCAGUUUGUAUCUCAUUCCAAGGCAAUUUUGAGCACGGUGCUUGUUUAAGCAUUGGCUGGUCUAGUGGCCGAGUACAGCAUUUUCCCAUCGUUCGACCCGAAGCCACCACCUCUUCAAGCAUUAUUAGCAAAGAAUUUUACAACAGUUCUAGUUUUCAUAAUUCUGGUACCUCAUUUAAAUCGCCAUAAUGUCUGUUACUAAUAAACCAACUUAAUUUAUGUUAUGUUAAGUAUAAACUCGGUCUGAAAAUAAAUAAUUUUAGUAUAUUGA
Photinus pyralis (common eastern firefly) is the source of this 1657-nucleotide messenger RNA. Its product is annotated as aladin. Gene Ontology annotation, molecular function: protein binding. The record is from RefSeq and is a predicted model, not a curated record. Gene Ontology annotation, biological process: nucleocytoplasmic transport. NCBI's taxonomy places the organism in Eukaryota, Metazoa, Arthropoda, Insecta, Coleoptera, Lampyridae. The coding region runs from base 79 to 1575 and encodes 498 amino acids. The transcript has 5 exons. Gene Ontology annotation, cellular component: nuclear pore.